This is a messenger RNA of Porites lobata, 909 nucleotides long. NCBI's taxonomy places the organism in Eukaryota, Metazoa, Cnidaria, Anthozoa, Scleractinia, Poritidae. The record is from the annotation of a GenBank genome assembly.
AUUUAUAUUUUUGACAGAGCUCGCGGAAAUAGAGCCUAUGAACUUCACAUGCAGUCUGGAAAGGUGUUGGUGUACUGUCACAUGACAAGCCAUGGACUUAGCGCAUGUGGAGGUGGGGGAUGGACGCUGGUGAUGAAAACUGAUGGCCAUAAGGUAUUGUUACAAUCUGCUUUAUCAAAAUUAAGGAAAAAACAUGAACAUACUCCGCCAUAGUUAACAGCGUCGUGAGACUAACAUCCAGGUUUAGUUAUUAAUCACAGUUUUAAAAAUCUAUGAAAAAAUUGCUCCUAUAGACUUUUUCAAUAGAGAAUUACACGUUUACAAAUUUCUUAUUUGAUCUCUUAAUCUGUUUUAUAUUUAUUUCCAUCGCAGCCAACUUUUCACUUCAAUUCCAAACUUUGGAGCAACAAGGACAGUUUCAACCUCACAGGAGGAAAGACUGGGAUCGACGCAAAUGAGACUAAGCUUCCAACCUACUGGAACACACCCUUCUCAAAGAUCUGCCUGGGGAUGAGAAUCGGACACCAGGAAAAGUUCGUUGUACUCUCCAAGCAAGCCAGUUCCCUCCAUUCACUGAUUUCUGAUGGUCUUUACCGCCCUACCUCACUGGGUCGCAACAAGUGGAAGUCGCUAAUUGGUUCCGAAGCUUCCCUACAGCCUAACUGUAACCAGGAGGGAUUCAACACCAAAUGGAGCCUCAGCGAUCCCGCACAAGCCCUCAGAGCAGCGAGAAUUGGUAUCCUUGGUAACGAACAAAACGACUGCAUUAGCUGUGACUCCAGAAUCGGGUUUGGUACUGGAGGAGACCCCGAUGACACCAACACGUGUGGAAACGAAGCUUUUGCCAAGACAGGGGCAGAUAAUGGAGGCAAGCACAUCAAAGCAAUGGGAUACAUCUUUGUUCAGUAA